UAGGCACUGACUUGAGCUGCUACACAGACGCUGGGUUCAGGGGCAGAGGAAGGGCAGCUCAGGUGGGCAGAGUCUUCCAGAUGUCAGAGUUAGAGCUGAUGGUUCCCGGGCCACUGCCUGGGAUCACUACUCACCCUCUGCUCACUCUCAGCACAGAUUCUGGGCCAACUGACCCAGCAAGAGAGGAGGACAUGGCUCCCCUGGGUAACUCCCAGGGGGAGCUGGAGGGACAGGGCAAUGGCUCUACAGAGCAGGGGGCUCCUGGCGGUGACUUGGAGGAGGAGAUUCUCUGUGACUUCUGCCUGGGGGACAGCAAGGUGAGGGCAGUGAAGUCCUGCCUGACGUGUAUGGUCAACUACUGUGAGGAGCACCUCCGGCCACACCAGGAGAACAGCAAACUGCACAGCCACGAGUUGGCCGAGCCAGUGAAGGAUCAGGACCUUCGCAUCUGCCCUGUCCACCACAGCCCCCUGGUCGCCUUCUGCUGCCCUGACCGGCAGUGCGUCUGCCAGGAGUGUGGCCAGGCUGAGCACAAGGGCCAUGCCUUGGUGUCGCUGGAUGCUGCUCGCAGGGACAAGGAGGCUGAGCUUCGAUGCACACAGUCUGACCUGAACCGGAAACUCCAGUUGAAUGAAAAUGCCAUCGCCAGGCUCCAAGCCAACCACAAGUCUGUUUUGGUGUCCGUGUCAGAGGUGAAGGUGGUGGCCGAGGAGCAGUUUGGGGAACUCCUUGCUGCCGUGAGGAAGGCCCAGGCUGACGUGAUGCUCUUCUUGGAGGAGAAGGAGCAAGCGGCUUUGAACCAGGCUAAUGGCAUCAAGACCCACCUGGAGCACAGGAGCACGGAGAUGGAGAGGACCAGGCAGGAGCUGGAGAAGAUCGCUUCCCUGGGCAACACUGUCUUAUUCUUGGAGGAAUAUUGCAAGUUUAAAAACACAGAAGACAGCUCCUCCCCUAGUAUUUACAUAGGGUUCAAGGACAAGCUCUCUGGCAUUCGCAAGGCCAUCACUGACUCCACUGUCCACUUAAUCCGGUUGCUGGAGGGUUACAAGGAGAAGCUCCAGGAGUUUGCCAAAGAGGAAGAAUACGACAUCAGAACUCAAGUCUCUGCCUUUGUCGAGCGCAAGUAUCGAACCUCAAAACCUGAGCCCACAACCAGGCAACAAUUCCUCCAAUACGCUUGCGAUAUCACGCUCGACCCAGAUACAGCGCACAGGUACCUCCGGCUGCAGGAAGACAACCGCAAGGUCACCAACACUACGCCCUGGGAGCACCCCUACCCAGACCUCCCCAGUCGGUUUGUGCACUGGCGGCAAGUGCUGUCCCAGCAGAGCCUGUACCUGCACCGCUACUAUUUUGAGGUCGAGAUCACUGGGGCAGGCACCUAUGUUGGCCUAACUUGCAAAGGCAUAGACCGGAAAGGGGAGGGACGCAACGGUUGCAUUUCCGGAAACAAUUUCUCUUGGAGUCUCCAUUGGAAUGGGAAGGAGUUCACAGCCUGGCACAGUGACACAGAGACUCCACUCAAAGCAAGCCCUUACCGAAGGUUGGGGAUCUAUGUCGACUUCCAGGGAGGGAGUCUGUCCUUCUACGGUGUAGAGCCGGAUGCCAUGACCCUUGUUCACAAAUUUGACUGUAAGUUUUCAGAGCCAGUCUACCCAGCCUUCUGGCUUUCCAAGAAGGAAAACGCCAUCCGGAUAGUGGAUCUGGGAGAAGAGCCUGAGAAGCCAGCAUCGACCUCAGGGCAAGCUGCUCCCUAGACCCUGCUGCCUUAUUCUCUGUGUGUCAGCCAUUCUAAGAUGCCUGUAUUCUUCACCAUCUGCUCAUGACAUUCUCUAUCAGGUUGACAGGAGAUAAGUGUCCAGACUUGAUAACCAAGCCUCUUCAGGGUGAUGGAAAACACUGUGGAGUAAUGAUAAUAAAUUGCUUUCUUGUGUUGUAUGUCCCA
Molecule: messenger RNA, 1945 nt
Organism: Erinaceus europaeus (western European hedgehog)
Lineage: Eukaryota; Metazoa; Chordata; Mammalia; Eulipotyphla; Erinaceidae
Gene: TRIM16
Product: tripartite motif containing 16
Exons: 6
Coding region: 81-1757 (558 amino acids)
Molecular function (GO): protein binding; zinc ion binding
Source: RefSeq, a predicted model, not a curated record